AGUGUUGAAGCUAGCAGGCCCACAAUGGGUAAACUUUGCUUAAAAGCAACUGAAAAACCGAAGAAAAUCCAACAUGGAUUACCUCGAUCUCACCAACACAAGAUCAAACAGAAGUGUUCAGCUUAAUCAGAAACAUGGGUUUUGAAAGAAUGAUGAUGAUGAUGAUGAUAGGGUUAGUGUUUUAUUGGAACUUGUUGGGUUGUACUGUAUCAGAGUCUGACAAGUAUGUGUCAGGAAUUGGAGACCCAGAAAUGAAGAAUCCUAAUGUGAGAGUGGCGAUAGAAGCUUGGAAUUUCUGCAAUGAAGUUGGCUUUGAAGCUCCUCAAAUGGGCAGCCCUAGGUUGGCUGAUUGUGCUGAUUUAUCUUGCCCAUCAUUUUCUGAUUCACCGAGUCGCAAUUUCUUUGAUAAUCUAAGCAAAUGUGAAGUGCAUCAUAAAGUGAAUGACUCAGAUAACAGCUUAGGAGCGGGAGAUAAGUUUCCAAUACCUGAUUUUGAAUCAUAUAAAGACCCUGACUUGUUCGCUAUGGAGAAGGAGCUAUAUCUUGCUUCUCUAUGCGAGGUUCGUGAAUCCCCAAAACCAUGGCAUUUUUGGAUGAUUAUGCUAAAAAAUGGCAAUUUCGACAAAAACACUACACUCUGUCCCGAAAAUGGCAAGAAAGUAAGUAAAAUUAUAACAAGUAGAAACUUUCCGUGUUUUGGUAAAGGAUGUAUGAAUCAGCCACUUAUUUAUCAUAACUACUCGCGAUUAGUUUUUGAUGGGGACAAAUCUGCAUCUUUGACUGGAGGUUAUUAUGGAACGUAUGAUCUUGAUGCUGAUUUGAGCAAAGGUGUAGGAAAAUACUCGUAUUUUUCAGUUACUUGGCGGAAGAAUUUGAGCACCAGGAGUUGGAUUUUCUCGCACAGGCUAACAACAUCUGCAAAGUAUCCCUGGCUUAUGCUAUACCUACGUUCAGAUGCAACGCACGGAUUCAAUGGUGGUUAUCACUACAAUGGCAGGGGUGUUAUGAGAAAGUUGCCAGAGUCUCCAAAUUUCAGAGUGCAUUUGACGCUAAAUGUGAUUCGUGGAGGAGGGGCGAACAGUCAAUUUUAUCUACUCGAUAUAGGAAGCUGUUGGAAAAACAAUGGUGAUCCUUGUGAUGGUGAUGUUCUAACAGAUGUGACUAGAUACAGCGAGAUGAUAAUUAACCCAGCAACUACAAGCUGGUGUCGUCCUGAUAAUUUGGUUUCCUGCCCGCCUUACCAUGUCAGGUCUACUGGUGAAAUCAUUUAUCGAAACGAAACAUCUCGCUUUCCGUAUGCAGCUUACCAUCUCUACUGUAGCCCCGGAAAUGCUGAAUUUCUGGAGAAACCUUACGAUAUCUGUGACCCAUAUAGUAAUCCACAAGCACAAGAAUUGGUACAGAUUUUGCCACAUCCUGAAUGGGCUUUUCAUGGCUAUCCUGAAAAGCAAGGAGAUGGAUGGAUUGGUAACUCUAGAACUUGGGAGCUCGAUGUUGGUGCGCUCUCUAGUCGUUUGUACUUCUAUCAGGAUCCAGGAACAAAACCCGCAAAGCGAAUAUGGACUUCAAUUAAUGUGGGAACCGAAAUCUAUGUCAGCCGAGCAGGCGAAACUGCAGAGUGGACAGUAAGCGACUUUGAUGUAUUGGUUCCAGAAGAUGAUACAAAUGGUACUGGCUACAGCUCUUACUAGAUAAUUUCUUGCCACUGUAAAUUGUAAUGCCCAUUUUUCAUGAGGUAAAAGAAUUUCAAGUCACAGCAUAACCCAGUAUAUGUCUGUUUUGGUAUAGAAUUGCUUUAAUCACCCUUGCUUGCAUGUCAAUUUUAUUUUUUUUACAACGGGAAGGAGUUUCGAGUUCAAAUAUCAAGACAUAUGGCUGCGAAGAUGACUUGUAAGAACAUAAGAAGAAGAAGAAAAAACAUAUAUGUAUAUUUAUAUUCUGUUUGUUCGAGGGUAUAUCAUAGUAUCUUUUAUUUA
Messenger RNA from Mercurialis annua (annual mercury), 1976 nucleotides. RefSeq lists its product as uncharacterized. Bases 135 to 1691 code for a protein of 518 amino acids. The transcript is spliced from 4 exons. NCBI's taxonomy places the organism in Eukaryota, Viridiplantae, Streptophyta, Magnoliopsida, Malpighiales, Euphorbiaceae. The record is from RefSeq and is a predicted model, not a curated record.